Messenger RNA from Ostrinia nubilalis (European corn borer), 2615 nucleotides. It is a transcript of the gene PIG-Z, whose product is annotated as GPI mannosyltransferase 4. The transcript is spliced from 3 exons. The record is from RefSeq and is a predicted model, not a curated record. Gene Ontology annotation, molecular function: alpha-1,2-mannosyltransferase activity. Gene Ontology annotation, biological process: GPI anchor biosynthetic process. Gene Ontology annotation, cellular component: endoplasmic reticulum membrane. Bases 106 to 2067 code for a protein of 653 amino acids. NCBI's taxonomy places the organism in Eukaryota, Metazoa, Arthropoda, Insecta, Lepidoptera, Crambidae.
AAUGGAAAAGGAGUGGUGGUGGUUGUUAUCAAUUUUAUCACAAUAGAUAACCAAUAAAAGCCUUUUGUUGUGUACUUGAACAGCGAUAAAGGGCGCGGAGAUAAUAUGUUUUUAAAAACAGAUAUACUCAAAGCGAUUUCAUUCAGAAGCCAUGUAAAGUUACCGCUGUCGUAUUGGUUGCUGGUUGCUCUUCGAUUUGCUCUCACAUUAUUACCUCAGCGCGGCUACAUACAUCCAGAUGAAUUCUUCCAGAAUGUUGAAGUUAUGGCUGGAGACAUCCUCACGGUGGAAGUCGCUCGGACCUGGGAAUUCAAUCCCAAGUUUCCGAUUAGAAAUAUAUUUGUACCAAAAAUGAUAUUGGGCCCACCGCUCCACUUAAUCCGUGUGGCAAAUCCAUACACAAAAGGAUAUUUGAACAUAGAUCUGAAAACCCCCUAUUAUUUGCUAGUCAUCCCACGAAUCUUUAUUUGUCUUCUUUCUCUUAUAAACGACUAUUGUUUAUACAGAAUUUGUGUGGUAUAUGGACAAAAUUUUAGAAAUCGACUAAAAAUAUUUGCUAGCUCCUAUGUUGUUUUUGUUUAUUGCUGUAGAAGCUUUUCGAACACUUUUGAAAUGAUGUUCUUUUCAAUGUUACUGCUGAUUGUUGCGGAAUGCAUGUUCAAAUCUGAUAAAAUAAUAUAUCAUGAUGAGUUUCUCCGGGAAAAAUAUAAAGAGGCUAAAUCUGCUGUAGAAAAAGUUAAACUAUUUAAACUAUCAACGCAUUUACCAGAGCAUUCUUUAAAUCAUGUGGUAUUUCUUUCCACAUUAGUAACAAUUGGAAUAUUCAACCGUCCAACCUUUGUUGGUUUUGCAUUCCCGCCUAUAUUUUUUUGGCUCCAUAGAGGACUAGGCUCCAAGGUUGUAGGCUUUAAGGAUUUUCAUUACCGGAUAUUUAUGCUUAUUAUAUGUAGCAUUCCAACUGUUGUAAUUUUGAUAAUUGUAGAUUCAAGUUACUAUGGGUAUCUUACAAUGGCAGAUAUAGAGUCGCUUAAAAUAUCAUGGGACAAUUGGGUUGUUACUCCAUUAAACUUCUUGAGAUAUAAUUCUGACAUGGGGAACCUGAACCAGCAUGGACUCCAUCCGCGAUGGCUGCACCUGGCUGUGAAUAUACCGUUGCUGUUCAACGUCCUGGGUAUACUGGCUAUCUUCACACUAGCAGGACAUGCAUACAGAUUCAUAAGAGGCCAGUACAGCAAGCUGCCUAGAAUCCAGAGCAUCACAGGGCUGAUGCUGUUCUCCCUGAUCACUCCAGUGGCUCUGCUCUCACUGUUCCCCCACCAAGAGGCGCGCUUCAUCAUUCCGGUCCUCGUGCCCUUGGUAUAUCUCUUCGGGAACCACCUACACGGCAACGAGAGCGACGGACCGCAACGCAGAAAACUGAAGAAUUUUCUGCGCUACAGCUGGUAUACCUUUAACAUAAUACUUACAGUUUUCUUCGGAUUCGUUCACCAGGGAGGGUUAUACCCCUUUACCAACAAUCUUCAUCGCGAAAUAAAACGCACAUACGGAACUCACACGCAUGUUAUCACAACACACAGCUACAGCAUACCGACGUUUCUACUUCAACUGGAAAGUACUACAAAAGUGUUUAAAGACAAAACAACUGGACAUAAGUACAGACUUGCUCCAACAACAUUUUUAUACAAAUAUGGCUCGAUGCCGAUGGAUGAGCUUUUUACAAAAAUAGACGAAGUUUUAACAGAAGCAGAGAUGAUGCUACAUAAAUAUAAGAAAAAAUAUAGGUUUUACGUGGUUUCUCCUUGUGCACUGGAGAGACGAAUACUAGAGACUGCCAGUAAUUACUACUACAUUGACAUCGCGGAAGAAUUUUCGCACUACCCACAUUUUUGCACCGAGGCGCUACCCGCUUUUCCCAGUAAUCGGGAUCAAUUUUGUUUAGAAAAUAGUUUGAUGCGUAAAAAUGUGUCUCAUGUUUUAGAUCUGACUAUGUACGAGAGAUUUGCUUGUUAUUUGGAAAAGUUUUGCCUUAAAGUUUAUAGAGUUAGCCCAGCGAAAAACCACCCUUAGCGAAUAUGAUAGAAGUUUACUUUUGUCAAUUUUACUAAAUAUUUCGUUAAGCAAUACUACAUAGCAUAUUAUUAUUUUAAACAUGUGUAUACAAUAUACGUAAAAAUUUAAAAUUAAUAUUACAGUACAAAGCUAGGAUGAAAAGAUAAUACAUAUUAAUGAACCUCGGCCGUAAUCACUAUUAUACCAUACAAUUAAUUAGUUUACUACGUAUGGUGUAGGUAUGAUAAAUAUGCUAUAAAUCUUGCUGCUUAUCUUUUGGUGACAAAUAAAUCAUAGGCACCUACUAACGUAACGUGUUUAGUGUGUAGCUUGUCUAAAAUUACCAUUUUGUUUGAAUUGUUGUAUAGUUACUCAUUUAAUUUUAUAUUUUGAUUGCUCAAUAAUGUCGUUAUAGAUCUGUAUGUUAUAAUAUUUAUAGUAUCGGUCAAAGACGUUUUUUAUUUUAACAGCGCUCGCGCAUGAGCGACUUUUGUCACCGUGGCAGAAUGUCUCUUAAAUUACAUGCUCUCUGUGACGUCUCUCUUUUUCUCUUUAUAAAGGUGUAA